Messenger RNA from Lindgomyces ingoldianus, 1299 nucleotides. RefSeq lists its product as uncharacterized. The record is from RefSeq and is a predicted model, not a curated record. The transcript has 5 exons. The coding region runs from base 1 to 1299 and encodes 432 amino acids. Lineage: Eukaryota; Fungi; Ascomycota; Dothideomycetes; Pleosporales; Lindgomycetaceae.
AUGCAAUACCAAAAUCGGCACUCUGACUCCUACCCCCAUGAUUUCGCCAGUUUCUUAGGAAUUCAACUGUCCGGCCAAGGCACCAUUGAAGUACCAGGACAAUCCAUCACUCUCCUCAAGCCUGUUGAAAAUGAUGGUCGCAAUAAACCAUACAUAAAGCCUCAGGCAACAAAAUAUUCUCCAUUUGCAGCGAAAACUUGCAAAUUCAGUGAAUUCGAUCACGCCAGACCAUUAACGUUGAAGAGGGAAAGAAAUUGCCCAGGGGUUAAGUCUGAAGGAUUUUUGACGGCUUAUUGGAGGCGGUGGCUGUGCAACCUUAUCAAGCCUUGCUGCUGGAACCCUUCUUAUACUCUUGUAGAGACCGAUUUCACGCCCGCAUCCUUCAAACGGUCAAUAUAUUCCAGAAUGGACUGUAAAAAAAUAACCAAGGACUAUUUGACCGUUUCUUCGCUCUACGGACCUGGUGCAGUUGGAUGCUGGCUCUGCAUCGUUCUUUCAGUAUUCGUAUCCUGGACACUCAAUCCUUGGCUGAGAAGAAGGGACAUAAUUACGAUCGAUCUCAUCGCCGCGCUUUCACUUCCUCUCAUUGCCGCGACAAAUCUCAUGGGUGUGGCUGGAUACGCCAGCCCAGCAUACUUCAGAUAUGGGUCCAGUAGUUGGAGAUUGCUAAGGAGCGAGGAAAUUUAUCUACGAAGUUCAGCGACGACUGAGGCUCUGUUGGUUAUCUGCGAGACGGGCUGUAUCCUCUUUUAUAUACUCUGUAUCGUCGCCUGGGCCCGUGGCCAUGGGAUAAGAGGAUGUUUCAUCAGCAUAUGUGCCCUUUGGUUCACUGCCGUCCCUUUUGCAAUUGGGAUUAGGCAAUCCGAACUAAAUUUCCCGAUAAUCAACCUCCUAAGGCCGCUCCCACUGACAUAUAUCCGAUGCGCCAUUGUCCCCGCCCUGGUUGUGUUUGCUGCUGUCUGUCUAUUCCAUAUUUGGAAUACAUCAAGAAAAGUGGGAGAUGAGCUUGACGAGCCCGGCUUCCACGACCGUAUAUUCACCAUUGCGUUCAGGAGUUCGCCCGAAUCAAUCGCGUUGUGGUAUUUCACGCUGAUGUACCUGCUAGCUGGAGUAAUAUCGUGGUGGGGUAUCCAGACUUAUAGCUUUUGCGACGCAGUCCCGUCGAAGAUUCUGUUCUUCAUUCCUACAUCAUCCAUCACGAUUGGAGAUUUUGAUCAAGCAGUAGCGCUUGGAGCUGGGGUUCUUACUCUCCUCUACUCUAUCUUACGGGCCUUCGCAUCCAGAGAAGACACAUCCUGA